Messenger RNA from Centropristis striata (black sea bass), 2265 nucleotides. It is a transcript of the gene cnot2, whose product is annotated as CCR4-NOT transcription complex, subunit 2. Lineage: Eukaryota; Metazoa; Chordata; Actinopteri; Perciformes; Serranidae. Gene Ontology annotation, biological process: nuclear-transcribed mRNA poly(A) tail shortening; regulation of DNA-templated transcription; regulation of stem cell population maintenance. The transcript has 15 exons. Gene Ontology annotation, cellular component: P-body; CCR4-NOT core complex. The record is from RefSeq and is a predicted model, not a curated record. The coding region runs from base 219 to 1808 and encodes 529 amino acids.
GUCAGGGUGUUUUGGAGUUGAAAGGUGUCGGUGUGUUGUGGUACUAAACCUCUUAUUGAGACAGCCCGCUAGACGUUAUGCUAUGUUAGCUAAGCUAACGCAGAUUGAUUACAAGCCUGCUAACGUUAGCGAACUACACUAGUUAGUGUUGGCUAACUUGCAUGUUAGCAUCGCUGCUGUUCAUUUUCUCAACAGUGUCAAAUUAGGUGACAAAAGGCAUGUUUGGUGCUAGAAAGAAAUUUGUAGAGUUCGAGGUAGUCGAUAAUGACUUCACCGAUGAAGGCAUGUACUACGGCCAGCCGUCGAUGUUCCCACAUCGGUCGGAGAAAGAUUCCUCAAAUGUUUUCCUUCAGAUGCUGUCAUCUCCCUCGCCGUCGUCGUCGGGUCAGCUAUCGCAGCUUGGUGCAAGUUUGUACGGUCCACAAAGUGCACUCGGCUUCUCGGUAAGGGGGAUGGGGAACAGUACGCCUCAGUUAAAUCGAAAUCUAACACAAGGCACACAGCUACCAAGUCAUAUCCCCCCCACAACGGGGGUUCCCACCAUGUCCCUCCAUACUCCUCCAUCACCAAGCAGGGGGACAUUGCCGAUGAACACAAGGAACAUGCUGAACCACUCUCAGGUCGGUCAAGGCAUUGGGAUGAGCGGCAGGACCAAUAGUAUGGGCAGUUCGGGGCUGGGCAGUCCCAACCGCAGCUCGCCAAGUAUCAUCUGUAUGCCCAAACAGCAGCCAGCACGCCAGCCAUUCACUAUAAACAGCAUGUCAGGGUUUGGAAUGAACCGCAAUCAGGCUUUUGGGAUGAACAACUCAUUAUCAAGCAACAUCUUCAAUGGCACAGAUGGGAGUGAAAAUGUAACAGGACUGGAUCUGUCAGACUUCCCUGCGUUAGCAGACAGGAGUCGGAGAGAAGGGACUGGAAACCCAACACCGGUGCUCAACCCACUGGCUGGACGGGCUCCUUAUGUUGGCAUGGUGACGAAGCCAUCAACUGAGCAGACACAGGAUUUCUCCAUCCAUAACGAGGACUUCCCUGCACUGCCUGGCCCAAACUACAAGGACCCCACGUUGAACAACGAUGACAGCAAAACUAACUUGAACUCCACAAGCAAGAGCACAUCCAAUGCAGAUGGGCCGAAGUUCCCCGGAGACAAGACGGCCUCAGCACAGAACAACAACCAGAAGAAAGGGAUCCAGGUGUUGCCCGAUGGUCGGGUGACGAACAUUCCCUCAGGAAUGGUGACAGACCAAUUUGGCAUGAUUGGCCUGCUGACAUUUAUCCGGGCAGCAGAGACUGAUCCGGGGAUGGUCCAUCUGGCGCUAGGAAGUGACCUCACAACACUGGGACUCAACUUAAACUCACCAGAAAACUUGUACCCCAAGUUCGCCUCUCCUUGGGCCUCAUCACCAUGUCGACCUCAAGACAUUGACUUCCACGUUCCGUCUGAAUACUUAACCAAUAUCCACAUAAGGGACAAGUUGGCUGCAAUUAAACUGGCACGAUACGGUGAAGACCUGUUGUUCUACCUGUACUACAUGAAUGGUGGAGACCUGCUACAGCUUUUGGCAGCAGUAGAGCUCUUCAACCGGGACUGGAGGUACCACAAAGAGGAGCGGGUAUGGAUAACGAGGGCGCCUGGUAUGGAACCGACACUGAAGACCAACACCUACGAGAGGGGAACCUACUACUUUUUUGAUUGUCUUAACUGGAGGAAAGUAGCCAAGGAAUUUCAUCUGGAGUAUGACAAGCUGGAAGAGAGGCCUCACGUGCCAACAACAUUCAAUUACAACCCAGCCCAGCAGGCCUUCUAAGGCCCGACCAGUCCAAAGGGCCGCAGCGGUUCCUGCACACAACACUGUUGUCCAGGAGGGGCGCUGUGGUUCACACAGCUUGGUUUUUAUUCCUCGAGGAUUUAACUGCGGGGGUCGUCGCCACCAUCAAAACUGCCCUGCCUUUCCAAAAUUACAUGCUGCCCAAAACCAACACUUGUUCUGUUUUUAUUCUUUAUGUUCCUCCUGUUUUUUUGUCUUGUUUUGAGCAGGGUUUGUGUUAUGUUUACGUCUCUGAAUCUGAAGCCUGUUUUCUUUUAGAAAGGAGGACUGACCUUGUGGCACAGGACGGUGAUAGAACAUGUCUACGCCUGGCCAAGUGUUAAGAUUAGAAAAAAAAGGAGAGGAAAGUUAACAUCCUCAGACGCAAGUGAAAGGGUGAAAGAAAUGCAAUGUUUAUUGUUGCACUAUAUUUAGUAAUAAAAGAACACAAAAUUUG